Molecule: messenger RNA, 667 nt
Organism: Rhagoletis zephyria (snowberry fruit fly)
Lineage: Eukaryota; Metazoa; Arthropoda; Insecta; Diptera; Tephritidae
Product: atrophin-1-like
Source: RefSeq, a predicted model, not a curated record
UAACGGCAACAACGGGGACCUACACGAAAGUCUACAACUAGAUUUGGGAGAUGGGCCGAGUCAUAUAAUGGGAGGAGGAGCACCUGGCGCUGCUGGACCUCUGGGAUUGCGUGGUUUGCAGCACCCACUACCACCUAGCAACUAUCACCACUUUAUGCAGCGCUCGAAUUCACCAUUUGACAUGUUGCGUCAAGGUCAACAUUCGCCAGCACCACAUCCCCCUCCUGGGACCUACAAUUCCGGACCGCCCAGAUUCUUAUAGAGUUUGCGAGUGGCCCCCGAUCAGGGCCUUUAUUUUAGCAUGCCUUUUUGAGGAACAAAUGCAAGUUAAACCAAAAUUAGGUUUGCGGGCUUCGACUCACAGCGAUGAAUCUAAGCAGAAAGAAGCACAGGCCAAAUCCCCUGACAAAUUUAAUUGCGGCUGGGGCAUUGUAUGUUAUUGCACUCAAAAUUUAAAUAAAAGCUAAAAUAAGAGGCACGAUACAAAUGAAGUGGAAGAAAAAAAAACUUAAACGACAAACUCGCACACAACAUAAUAAGUUAAGGUAACGAAGAAGCGAACGGUAGAAAAGGAAGUGAACAGCCACAAGGUGCUGCACUAUUGUAAAGUAAUGUAAAAUGCGGAUGAGUUCAGUAAACUAAAGAAAUAUCUAAUUAAAAAAAAAAA